This is a messenger RNA of Bathycoccus prasinos, 468 nucleotides long. Its product is annotated as glucokinase. Gene Ontology annotation, biological process: glucose 6-phosphate metabolic process; glycolytic process. The coding region runs from base 1 to 468 and encodes 155 amino acids. Gene Ontology annotation, molecular function: D-glucose binding; ATP binding; glucokinase activity. The record is from RefSeq and is a predicted model, not a curated record. The transcript is spliced from 3 exons. NCBI's taxonomy places the organism in Eukaryota, Viridiplantae, Chlorophyta, Mamiellophyceae, Mamiellales, Bathycoccaceae.
AUGGCUUCAUCUCAUGUGUCGGUUGAAGAGAAUUCAAGUUCGACUAUUCUAGCAGCAGAUAUCGGAGGCACAAACGCUCGUUUUCAGGUUUUAUUUAAUCUAUCAUCGGGAAUUUCAGGCAUUGAUCGAGCUUGCUUGGCUGUUGCAGGUCCUGUCAAAGCCAACUCGUGCCAGGUAUUCUGUUUUGAACUAAUUUUAUUUGCAACUCAUGUAAGAUUUCAGAUGACGAACUUGACAUGGAAAAUAGACGGUGCAAGUUUAGAGGAAACUUUUGAUAUAAAAAGUGUGCGUGUUAUGAACGAUUUCGAGGCGAUUGGAUACGGGAUUCACGAGCUUGAGGAAUCGGAUCUUUUACGUCUGAAUAAUUGUUCAAAAAAUCCGACAGGACCAAUAGCUCUGAUAGGACCUGGAACAGGCCUAGGAGUAAGUUUCAUCUAUUGUUUGUUAAGUAAUGAAAUUUAUCAUUAA